Neocloeon triangulifer is the source of this 3197-nucleotide messenger RNA. RefSeq lists its product as uncharacterized. The transcript has 30 exons. The coding region runs from base 22 to 3135 and encodes 1037 amino acids. Gene Ontology annotation, cellular component: external side of plasma membrane. Gene Ontology annotation, biological process: biological process involved in interspecies interaction between organisms. The record is from RefSeq and is a predicted model, not a curated record. Gene Ontology annotation, molecular function: carbohydrate binding; odorant binding. NCBI's taxonomy places the organism in Eukaryota, Metazoa, Arthropoda, Insecta, Ephemeroptera, Baetidae.
GCAGCUUAUGUCCUUUGCAACAUGUUAUGUUCCAGCAUUAAAAUUAAAACUUUUGUUCAGAAAAAAGGAAUUCUCAAUGCCUAUCAAACUCGUGAAAAAAUUAAAUUGCAUCGGAAGAUCAUUGUGUCUUGCUGCGGGAAACUGAAAUGCAGUGAAAUCAGCAAGCAAACUAACUACAGCAGGUUCAGUUAUGUGUCCACUUCAGUAACCACAAAACAUGAUCUUCAAAAAAUAUCCAGCGUUUUCUUACCCGGAGAACCAAAAGUAUCUUCUGAUUUUGAAACAACUCUAAUCGAUCAAGUACGUUUGUCAUCUACCAAUGCUGAAAAUUCACAGUUUACUGCUGGAAUUGGAGGAAAUAGUGAUCAAACAACCGUUCAAUUGUUCUCAUCAUCCCAGUUACCGCAGAUCGUAACAAUUGGUCCUCCCUUAGAAACGGUCAAUUCACUACCAAGCGAUCAAUCUGCUCCUACAAACAUUGCAGACAGCACACUACCUCCUUCAGCAACGGUCAUGGUAGAUUCAAGCGGCUUGGUCACUACUUCUGCUUCACCAAACAUACAGUCAAAUGGACUUGCACUAGGAAUUGUUUCGAAUUCAGUGCUAACUUUGGGGAAAAUCAAUCCUGCUACCUCAGAUUUAACCACCUCAACUAUUACCAAAACUACCACCAUCACCCCCACCACAACAACAACCACGACAAAACCAAGACUAUGUCAGUCAUCUGCUUGUGGCUAUUACAAAAAUGGAACAAAGGCAUUGCAAUCUUCGACGGUGUCUCAGCAAGUGGGAAAAUACUCAAUCAUUACUAGCACAAUGUUUUACAUUAUUACUGAACUGACAACAUUAAAAGAAGCAGUUAUUAGCUGUCUGCAAAAAAACAUGGCCGUCAUAUCCGUCCCAACAAUAAAUGAUAUGGAAAUCUACGUGAAAUUGUGGAAAACAAAUAAAGGCAGCACCGUUAAUUAUUGGACUUCGGGGGCCAAUGAUGGAAGCUUUUGCGACGUUGAAAAUGUGUACACGUGGUGUGCACCAAACGUCACUGUGGCACCCGAUGAUGUCACUAUGUUAAAAUACUGGUCCAUCGCCAAGACGUUCAACGCGAUAACAGAUCGCUGCAUUGCGAUCCAAUUCAAUGCUACGUCGGCGAGCAUUUACUUCACACAAUGCGAAAAUAAAUUGGCCUACAUAUGCGGCCCAUCCUGCAAAACACCUUCAUGCCCUGCAACUUGCAAAGCCAAUGAUACGCUAUUUUUAGCAGACGGAUCAAUAAAGGAACCUGAGAAACAUGGUUACAUAGCUUCAAUUUGUGGAAACAAGUACUUGUUUGGAAACUCGAUUGGAACGUGGAGAGAAAAUUACGACAAAUGUUGCAGCCUGGGAAUGACUCCUAUCAUCAUCGAAACUGCUCAAGAGCAAUCUUGCUUGUCCAAUUUUACAAACAGCAACUGGACGUUAAACUUCAAUUACUGGACGGGAGGAACGCAGCAAGGGUGCAGGGGUCGAUGGGCGUGGUGCUCUAGCUCGGGACUUUUAGAUUUGAACGACAAUCUAACCUGGUCGUCAGGUCAACCGGACAACAAGGCGGGAAACGAAGAAUGUCUGCACAUGAGACUGAAUCAAAACUCCUCUGGUGUCGUCUUGUCUGAUCGGAACUGCACAGAUAAAUACGUUUUUGCUUGUAAAGGGCAGCCGAAGGUACCGGCUUGCCAGGUGGCAAAGUGUCCUAGUUACGAGUGUACAAAAAAUACAACGCUGUUUGAUGCUGAAGAUCAAUUGCGAAAUUACUCUGGUUACGGCAAUUGGUUUAGUUCCUGCGGGAGAACAUUCUUAUUCUCCAAUUUUAAAACUAAUUGGUCUGGCGCUUACAACGUGUGUUGCUCAAUCGGAAUGACGCUACUUGCGGUCGAGUACGGAGAUAAGCAUCGAUGCAUUUCUGAUUUCGUCAAAGACUCUUCUCUUGUCAACAUUGACUUUUGGACUUCUGGAAGCGACAAGGAUUGUGAUGGACGGUAUCGGUGGUGCUCAAUCGAAAGAGAUUUCAUCUCGAGAGAUGUGAAUUGGAAAUCAGGUGCGCCAGACAGCAUUGCCGGUGAUUGCGUGUCAGUCAACUUCUCCAAUACGACCGCUAAUCAGAGUACUUAUGCCACAAACAACUGUUCAAAAGAACUUUUAUUUAUUUGCGAGGUGCGAAAUACUGGGACCACUUCGGACGCUUUGCAGAAGGAGUGCAUGGAGAUUUGGAACGUCUCUUCAACUGAUAUGCUGGUGUUUCUGACCGCGUAUAAUGCAUCAAAAAUUCAGCUCAAUUUAAAAUGUUUCAUCAAGUGCAUUGGAGAAAACUUAAACAUGUUUUCUUUGGGAGGACUUUCACCCUCUGGGGACGUGUUACGUUUAAUCGAAGAUAUCAAUAAUGACGAAGUUGACUUACAACGUUCCUUCAAUGCUUACGACACGUGCAAUUCUAAAAGAUACAGUGACGAAUGCGUUACUGCAGCAAACAUCUACCAGUGCGGCAGAGAAAAUGACCCCAUGGUCACAAACGCUAUUUUUAGCAGCAAAUUGGGCAACAACACAAUCUACAAACCCCCCACACCGUGCAUUGGGACUCCUUUCCGGAAGUGUAGAAUGCUUGACCGUCCAUGCGUUGCUAACAGCACGCUUGUAAACCUUUUGCAGCAAAAUCCGAAGACAACAGAGGGAGCAAUUGUAACAGGUGAUAACGGUGGAAAGUAUUUCGUCAGCUCCUGCAAUCUCCCAAUCACUCACUAUCAGGCGUACGACUACUGCUGCAGUUACGGAAUGCGUCUGGCUGAAUUUGAAACAAAAGCACAAUUCGAUGAGAUUUGGCUACGUCUAAUUAAUUGGUGUACCGGCUAUGCUUACGUUGGUGAGACUUUCGCCAACGGUGACGGGACAGAUUCGUGGUGCCGCUCAAAAACAGUAAUCCCAACCGCCAUGUACUACUUACAGAAAUACACGCCCCCUGUUUGCGAAAAAACUAACUGCUAUGCACCCUAUUUCUUUUCCGGCCUUGGUGCAAGCCUAUACUACCUCGAAAAUGAUGCAGGAAAACACCAAAAUUGUGAACUGGAAUAUAUUGAUACCGGCUAUACAUACUUUAUUUGCGAAUAAAUAUUCAUACAGCACUUAAAUAUAUGUAAUGAGAGAAAUGAUUUGAUGGAUUGGUUAAUAUA